Messenger RNA from Enterobius vermicularis (human pinworm), 482 nucleotides. The record is from the annotation of a GenBank genome assembly. Lineage: Eukaryota; Metazoa; Nematoda; Chromadorea; Rhabditida; Oxyuridae.
UGCCCACCACCACCGGCACCUGUAUGUCCACCACCUCGACCACGUUGUCCUAAACCAUCUUGCGUUCCGUUCGUUUCCGCGUGUGAGCAACAGACGCCUGCACUUUCUUCCAAUCAUGAUUGCUGUCAUGCUUGUGAUGAAGCUUCAGACUGCUCGAUGGAAGUAGGUAACGUAGGCAUGAGCUUCGACAGUGCUAGAAAAAUGAAACGGCAUAUGCAUAAGUCUUCAAGAGUUUCCAAGCGUGACGUAGAUGGAAAUGUUGAUUUAACGUGCAACAGUGAGAAACUCAAAGCACUUAUGUUUAUUAACAAGAGUAGUUCGGAGUCAAAACGUGAUAUCCAGAAAGCAGCCGAAAUGGAAUUUAAUACUAAAUUCAACGUGAUAUGUUCGGAAGCUUCAUUCUCUUAUGUGGCUCACACCAAUGUUUAUUGUCAGACAUCGAAUGCGAAUGUCACGUGCUAUGCUUUCCAAGCAAACUAAAU